This is a messenger RNA of Gopherus evgoodei (Goodes thornscrub tortoise), 5164 nucleotides long. RefSeq names its product OTU deubiquitinase 3 (gene OTUD3). Gene Ontology annotation, molecular function: cysteine-type deubiquitinase activity. Bases 27 to 1226 code for a protein of 399 amino acids. The transcript has 8 exons. The record is from RefSeq and is a predicted model, not a curated record. Gene Ontology annotation, biological process: protein deubiquitination. NCBI's taxonomy places the organism in Eukaryota, Metazoa, Chordata, Testudines, Testudinidae.
UGGGGGCUUGGGGCAGUAGCCGGGUCAUGUCCCGCAGGCAGGCGGCCAAGGCGCGGGCCGGUGGCGGGGGCAAGAAGGCGGAGCUGGAGCGGAAGCGGGACGAGCGGGCGGCCCGCCGGGCGCUGGCCAAGGAGCGCAGGAACCGGGCCCCCGCGGAGGAGGACGGCGGCGGUGCCGCGGCCCAGGAGUUCGUUAGCUUCGGCAACCAGCUGCAGGCGCUGGGCCUCAAGCUGCGCGAGGUGCCGGGCGACGGCAACUGUUUGUUCCGGGCCCUUGGUGACCAGCUUGAGGGGCACUCCAGAAACCAUCUCAAAUACCGCCAGGAAACAGUGGAUUACAUGAUAAAGCAGAGGGAGGAUUUUGAACCUUUUGUUGAGGAUGAUGUUCCCUUUGAGAGACAUGUUGCCAGUUUGGCGAAGCCUGGUACAUUUGCUGGCAAUGAUGCUAUUGUGGCAUUUGCAAGGAACAAUCAAAUGAAUGUGGUUAUUCAUCAGCUCAAUGCCCCUCUGUGGCAGAUUCGAGGCACGGAUAAAAGCAAUGCCAGGGAACUGCACAUUGCCUAUCGGUAUGGAGAGCACUACGAUAGCGUGCGGAGAAUAAAUGACAACUCUGAAGCUCCCGCACAUCUUCAAACAGAGAUGCUGUGUAAAAAUAAAUCCAAUAAGAGGGAGAAGAUCAAACCACAGAAGGACGAAUCUGAAGAGGAGUUAGAGAAUGAAGUGGAAGAUGCUGUACAAAAAGUCUGUAAUGCAACUGGGUGUUCGGAUGUUGAUUUAAUCAUUCAGAUUCUGGAAGUGAAGAACUAUGAUAUUGAUUCUGCAAUAUUUGCUGUUCUCCAAGUGAAUGAAGUGAAAAGAAUCUAUUCUGAAGAGGAAUAUGAGACCCAGGCCAAAAGUCAGAAGUCACAGAGCUCAGCCUUGUGGGAGGAGAAUGGAAGUGGCACCAGAAUCUUUGGAAAUCAGGGAUUGCAUCAGGAUGGAACAGAAAACAACAAGACACAGGCUAGUCCAGAUGAAGAGAAUCAAACCAACAAAAAACAUUUCCCAAAGGUAUCCAAUAAACAAAGGAAGGAGCAGCAGCGGCUAGAGAAGAAGAAGCGGCAAGAAGAAAGGCACCGGCAGAAAGUCCUGGCCAAUAGGAGUAAUAAUGCUGAUAACAACAGGAGCGAGACAGACUCGGAUACACAGGUCACCCUAGUGAAGACCCUUGCAGCUCUGAACAUAUGACUGGUGUAUUGUGUGUUCUUUCACGGAAUAGGCGAAUGGCAAAUAAGACUGAUCAGGAAGGGCACUGAGCUUUCAGACACAGCCAUCUUCAAAGCAGAUUCCUCAGCACCCCUCUAUUUUUAAACAAUGGUUCUAUGGGGUUCUCUUAGCAUAUGCUAAGUUGUCUUUGGUUCUCCAGCUGUGGGAAGAACAACUCUUCAGUAACACUAAAGAACAUCAGCCAAGCUUGUGAGGGAUGGGCAAUCAAGGUUAAGCAAAGUGAAAACGUCAACACUUGUUUUUACUAUUCCUGAGACAGAGUCUAUUCAACCUUGAUCCAUUACCUCACGCACCUUGUGUGAAUUUUGCUUGUAGACGUCACAAUAUUACUUAAGUUAACUCUGACUACAUUUCGCUAAGCUCAAGCAUGGAAGAGCUUAUUUUAAAUUACUGUGCAGGAACAUUGUAAAUGCUCCCAACUCAGGAACUCUUCUUUCUCUAUUAAAAUAGAUUAGGACAAAAUUCCCAAAUCCCUUUCAAAGCUGAUCAGCCAAAUGCUGUACCAGACAUGUUAGAUUCCUUUCCCUCCUCACUUGUAACUUGAUAGCAAGUUAUAGUCCAGAUAAAGCUGCUCUUGCUUUUGUUGCACUAAGACAUAUGCUAAAUGCUGCUAAUUGUUAGAGGAGAUAGGUAUAUGCAGGGAUGGGGAUGGUUGAGUCUAUGCUUGUUUUUUUUGCACAGAGCAGGUGAACUGUUAAGUCUGUAAUGCUCUGAUCUGCUGGCAACUGAGUUUCCCUUCUGACAAUGCUGCUCCAAUAAUAAUAGGGAAACGCCAAUGUAUUCCUGAGGUUGCCGGGUGGAUUCACCCAAUCUGGUGAGGUUUAAUAAGAUAAUCUUUUACCAUAAGCAGGUGAAAGAUUUCUAUUGUAUAGCAACAAAGAUGUGCUGGUGUUUGGACCAUCCUCCACCUUGCUCCUGAGUAAGUAGAGUCUGAACCCUUUGCUGCUUUCCACAAAGAUUAGGAACCUGGCCUAAACUAGGGCCAAAUUCCAUAGUUCUUAAUUUGAUGGUGUGAAGCAUUGGACAUCACUCAAGUGUUUGGACCUGCGUCAAGCUUUAAAAAGUGUGAAGGAUUGGGGGGAGGGGAAACUCUUACUCAGAAUAAAGUCUAAGCAGAAUGUUUGAGUGAGAUGAGCUUGGAAAAGUGAUCCUAGAUGUCUUAAUCAUCCUACUUUGGUGCUAGAACAUGUGUAGACAUGAAACAUACAAAUGUCCUUUUCGCUUAAUUGCCAAAGUCUUAGUUAAUGGUUCUUGGUUUCCUCUUACUGUAUAUCAGUAAAAUGUGAAGCACUAGAAGAAAUGGUGCUCUGUUUGGUAUGCUAGCAAUAUUAAUGGUUGUAGGAGAAAAGUAGAACUGUGAACUGACCUUUGGAGUUUAAAAAGCUGCUUGGUGGUAGUGAAGAUAAUGAAGAGCAGCCUUUUUGCUUAGAGGGAUGUCACGCUGCAUUUAACUGGUCAGGAGGUAUGUUACUGGCAGGUCAGUCCAGGUUUUGGAAGUCAUUAUUGCACCCAGCUAUGGGCUGCACAGACUCCAGAAGUGGUUAUGAACACCUAGCAACUUUGUGCUUUGUUGCUCUGAUUGCUAGUGACAUGGGGGCCUGGGGGGCUGGGGGGGAGAGGGAGUGGGGAGAAAGGCUAAAGCAGUGAAACUGACAAAGGGCACGUCACUUAACCAGCAGUAAAUAAAAGGUAUUUACAGCAGUGGGGAAAAUGCCUUAGCAAGGUUGUAUCUACAGGUCACUACAGGGUUGCCUCCUUGCUUAGCUCCAGUAUGUUUUGAUACAGAAGCAGUCUCUCCUCCCUGUGAGUGGCUAGGCAAACAUCUGAGCUGAAGUGACAAUGCUGGUCUGUCAGCUGUAUAACUAGGAUUUGGAGUCUUGAUAUUCUUUGUGAAUCAUGUAGCUUUUUCUUGAGUCAGAGCUGAUUAGAGGGUUGUUUGUCCAUCCAGCUCUGGAUGAGGGGUAGGGAGAGAGUUGUUCUGAAAGAAAAUAUGGCUACUAGAUGAAGGUUGCUUCUACCGUAAGCACAGGAGCUGCUUCCAUCACUGACCCUGUAAAGUCCAACCUUGUUCUUGAAGAGAUUCAUUGGGCUGGCUUUUUCAUGCAGAGCUGCCAGAUUUUUAGUGGCAGUGGGAAGAGUGAUCAUACAUUCAAAUAUUUAACUAUGGUUCCUGAAACUGAAUAUGCAAUAGAAAAUGCUUUCAUUUGCAAGUGUAAAUGAAUUAAACAAAGCUCUUCUUGCACUGGGCUGAUUGUUUUGUGAAAGCACUCAACUUCACUCCAGCAAGCUGUGCCAAGAAAUCCAACCUGAAGUAGCUGAGGGUCCCAAACUUUCCUGCCCUCUGUGGUAUAGACUCUCUGGUCUGGCUGAUGGAAAUGCUCCUGCCUUUAAGAUCUAGAACAUCUCUGGCAGAUGAGUUCCCUGUUCUUUGUUCCUCCAGGACCUUGCUUUCGUGCCUAUUGGCUAAAUGAGAUUUGGCAGUUGUCCUCUAGGUGGCAGACUGUGAAUAGCCUUCACAGGGAGAAGAUCAGCAGGAAAAUGAGCAGCGAAUGAGUUGGGUUCAUUCCCUUAUAGCUUUUAUUGUCAAGCUCUUUGGUAUGGAGCCAGCUGUGCCACAUGGCACUGGGUGUCUUUGCACUGGGGUGAUGAGCUCUGCGAUUUUCCGCUUGCCAUCAUACAUUAACGUCAGUGCCCGCCUACAUCGCAGAGACCAUCUCCAUCCAAGAAGCCUGCUGCUUGAGAAUCCUCUGGUUUUAUCAAGGUGGCUACUUUGUACAAAAGUCAUUGGGCUUAAUGCUAGAUGGGGACUUAAAUAGCUCAGGAUAGGCAGUGGUUUAUGGAGACUUCCAACUCUAGAUCUCUCUGGAUGCAGAUAAAUGGUAGUUUAGUGGCCCAGGUGAAAUGAAUAAGUUUCAGUCCUGCUAGAAAGAUACUAUUAACAUGGGCACUUGGAGGCCAGGACUGAGUGAAUAUUAAUUAUCUCUGGAGUCCUUCAAGAGACGUUUAGCAAACAUUGUCUGAAGCUUAUACUAUGGCUGCUUGUGAUAUACCUAUUUGGAUAGAGGGUUAGCUCAGCAGGUGGAAACUUGCAUAGCUCCACUGACUUUGGUAAUGUAAACCAAGCCUAUGUCUGUAUAGCUAUUAGUUACACUGACCUAGUCCCCACUGUAGCCCGUGCUAUGAGCUUCUCCCAUCAACAUAGCAACUGCCUCUCGGGGAGGUGGAGUACCUAUGCUGACAGGAGAGCUUCCCCAUCGGCAGCAUCUUCAUUAUGCGCCACAGCACUGUAAGCGUAGACAAGCAGUUAUUGCCAAACUGUGCAGGUUGAGCAUGGGGUCAAUCGUUCUUUAGUGCUGCCGAUUCACUGCCUUCCUCCAGUAAAUGUAAAGAGAAAAUACCCCCCAUAGCAGUUAAAUUACACUGAAAGUAAUAAACACUUGGCUGGAGGUUGCACAUGGUAACAAAAGCAGGCUUGGGUUUGAGUGCAAGUGGCAGGGAGGUGUCCCCUGUCUUUAGCUGUGCACUAAUUCUAGUUUCUUUCUGGUGAUACCUUAACCCUCCUUGGAGGGCAGUCAGUCCAUCUGUUGACUUACCAGUGGUUUUACCUCAUCUGCAGUGCCUGAAUAUUAGAAAAGUCACAUGACCUGUAGUAUUUGCAUCUAUAGUAAUGUUCCAGCUGUUCCUAAUUUCCUUUGGAUUCUGUUGAAACUGAGCAGGGAUCUUCUUUUCCUUCCUACUUCAGAGCAUUCUGUGGGGCUCCUGCCCCUGGCAAACCAAAUGUCUGUCUCUUUUAAUUGACUACAUAGUGCAAUAGAAAUUGCAAAGAUGUGCCAUGAACUAUGAGAAUGGAUUUUUGUAUAUUGCUCAAGUACAGAUUAAAGGCAAAAUUUUCAGAUUUA